Saccostrea cuccullata (small rock oyster) is the source of this 678-nucleotide messenger RNA. RefSeq lists its product as uncharacterized. Bases 21 to 437 code for a protein of 138 amino acids. The transcript is spliced from 3 exons. NCBI's taxonomy places the organism in Eukaryota, Metazoa, Mollusca, Bivalvia, Ostreida, Ostreidae. The record is from RefSeq and is a predicted model, not a curated record.
CAUUGGAGUCAAGUUUAAUAAUGUUAAGCGAAAUUAUUUUAUAUAAGUAUUUCCUCAAUAUUUCAGGUCCAGAUGUAUCCGAUACAGAGGUGAAUACGUUAGAUAAUGAGGAUGAAGUCUUUCUUCUAUCGGACUCGGAGAAAACUGAGGGAUUUGAUCAGUCGAGUUUUGAAAGCGUAAUAAGAAAGUACAAGCUUCAAAGUGUAGAAAAGAUCUUUAAGGAGAAUGAGAUUGACUGCAUUCGAUCUUUUGUGGACUUGUCAGCCAAUGAUCUGGAAAAUCUUGGACUUAAAAUCGGACAAAUAAAGAAAUGUUUAUCAGUAAUUAAAAUCUUAAAUAAUCGCAACAGAAAAACUGUUUCUGCUAAUAAUAUUACGGGAAGGAAGUUAGACUACUCAUUGGCAGAAAAUCUUCAAUCAUUACCUAAUGUUUUCUAAUUUCUUUUUGAAUUUGCCUUUAUCGACCUAGCACGAAGUAACACACAGAUUUUUAUUUGUACAUGCAUUUCUUUCAAGAUAUUAUCGCUAUGGAUUUAAUAAAAAGAAUUGUUAAAAUACUCUAUGGGAUGUAAACAGUGAGAAAUUAAAGGUCAAAAUUGUAGAAACUAUUUGCAUUUAUUCCUCUAAAUGCCUUACGUAAAUCAAGUUGUAUAAAUAUAAAAAAUCAGAUUUUACAAUG